This is a messenger RNA of Aspergillus nidulans FGSC A4, 885 nucleotides long. Its product is annotated as aldo/keto reductase. The transcript has 3 exons. The coding region runs from base 1 to 885 and encodes 294 amino acids. The record is from RefSeq and is a predicted model, not a curated record. Gene Ontology annotation, molecular function: oxidoreductase activity; oxidoreductase activity, acting on the CH-OH group of donors, NAD or NADP as acceptor; D-xylose reductase (NADPH) activity. NCBI's taxonomy places the organism in Eukaryota, Fungi, Ascomycota, Eurotiomycetes, Eurotiales, Aspergillaceae.
AUGGUCCCAACGUCAAUUCCCACUACCCAGUUGAAAGACGGAACUUCAAUUCCUGUGAUUGGAUAUGGAACCGGCACUGCUUGGUUCAAAAAGAAAGGAGAUACUAGCAUCAAUCGUGACUUGGUCGAAUCGAUCAAAACGGCCAUCAGGUUAGGAUAUCAUCACUUGGAUAGUGCCGAGGUUUACGGCACUGAGCGGGAAUUGGGCGUUGCGAUUAAAGAGUGUGGUGUCCCGCGAGAGCAAUUAUUCGUGACAACCAAGGUGAACCAGAACAUUGCGAAUGUUCCCAAGGCUCUAGAAGACAGCCUAGAGAAGCUCCAGUUAAGCUAUGUUGAUCUAUACUUGAUCCACCAGCCUUUCUUCGCCGAAUCUCCAACUGAGCUUCAGGAUGCAUGGGCGGCUAUGGAGAAAGUGAAGGAAGCAGGCAAAGCCCGAGCGAUUGGAGUGUCCAACUUUCUAGAGAGCCACUUAGAAACGAUUUUGGAUUCAGCGAGGAUCCCGCCAGCAAUCAAUCAGAUCGAAUAUCACCCUUAUCUGCAGCAUGGCUCUCUCGUCCCAUACCACGAGAGGAAGGGUAUCGCGGUAGCCAGUUAUGGGCCACUCACGCCGGUUACUCGAGCCAAAGGGGGUCCGUUGGAUCCGUUGCUGUCGGAACUGGCUGGCAAGUAUGGCGUUGGCGAAGGAGAGAUUCUUCUGAGAUGGUCCCUUUACCGUGGCGCCGUAGCCAUCACUACCAGUGGAAAGGAAUCUCGCCUAAGCACAUACCUAAAUGUUUUCAAAUUCCAAUUAACACAUGAAGAAGUGCUCAAAAUCUCCCGGAUUGGCGAUCAAAAGCAUUAUAGGGGCUUUUGGUCUGACAAAUUCGCGGCCGAUGAUCGGUCAUAG